This is a messenger RNA of Saccoglossus kowalevskii, 623 nucleotides long. RefSeq names its product ATP synthase F(0) complex subunit g, mitochondrial-like. Gene Ontology annotation, molecular function: proton transmembrane transporter activity. Lineage: Eukaryota; Metazoa; Hemichordata; Enteropneusta; Harrimaniidae. Gene Ontology annotation, biological process: proton motive force-driven ATP synthesis. The record is from RefSeq and is a predicted model, not a curated record.
CUUCGAUCCCGAGGUUUCAACAUGUCAGGCUUCGUUGGUAAAAUGGCUAGUGCUGGCACCCGUGCAGUGACAGUAAGCGGACCAAAAUUGGCACUCAAAAUUCUACAGCAGAUAUCAGUGAAACUUGGCUGGUUGAUGAACAAGUCUCUGCUGAGUAUGCACAUAAUUUUUUUUCCAGAUCUGAAAAUCCCAAAUGUUGCCAAUUGGUCUAAACCUCGACUCAGCAAAUUUUGGUACUAUGCAAAGGUGGAACUAAUUCCUCCUACUCCAGCAGAAUUUCCCAAAAUAUCCAAAGGAAUUUCAGAUAUAGUGGCAUCGGCCAAAACAGGAAAAUGGAAACAGCUAACAGUUAGGGAAGCAUGGUUGAACACGCUUGUUGCAGUUGAAGUCUGUUUUUGGUUUUUUAUUGGUGAACAAAUAGGAAGACGUAGUCUGAUUGGUUAUAAUAUUGAUUUAGCUGUGGAACCACCAAAGCAUAACAUUAUUUAAAUAUUUCCCUUGCUAUUAUCUGAAAACUGAUUGUGUUCUGUUGUGUAUAGCAUCCAUUGUUUGCCUUUCAAUUUUUUCUGACAUGUUUAUGAGUUUAAGUGUUAGAAUAAAAUAAUAUUCAAUUUGAAAUAUAU